Pangasianodon hypophthalmus (striped catfish) is the source of this 3645-nucleotide messenger RNA. RefSeq names its product peripherin 2-like a (gene prph2la). The coding region runs from base 1189 to 2280 and encodes 363 amino acids. The record is from RefSeq and is a predicted model, not a curated record. NCBI's taxonomy places the organism in Eukaryota, Metazoa, Chordata, Actinopteri, Siluriformes, Pangasiidae. Gene Ontology annotation, biological process: visual perception. The transcript has 3 exons. Gene Ontology annotation, cellular component: membrane.
UUAUAUGCCCUGUGCUAUAAACAAUAUUAUUAUCUGGAAGACGUUAACAGUGCAUAGGGAAACCCAGAACAUUUCCUGUACUCUUACUAUCACUACUCCUAUCACUUGCAUUAUAGGCAUAUACUGCAGUACAUCAGUGAGAUUUGUGUUGGUGACAGAAGGUACCCUGCCAAAUCCAACUGGGCUGAUUAGUGAUUACAGGAGAUUAUAGAGCCUGGGCCUGUAACAAUACUCACAGACACAUCAGUUUUUCUGACCAAUCAACAUGUAAACAUGUGCUUACUAUGAAACUGAGAAUAUCUGAUAAAGUAGAGUAGAGAAUCAACCUGAAAUAUAAGGUGUUAUCAAAAAUUAAGCGAGAGGGAAGCAGACAUGUUUGGGUGAGUAUUAAAGUGUUUACUACUACUGCUAAUUCGCUAAGGAUCAUUUUCAUUUAGCAUGUCUGGCCAAACACAGCAAGUGUGUGUCAGUGAAAGUGAGAUCUGCUUGAUCUGCUCUCCUGAAGGUUUGUGGAUUUUAUGUCAGAACUGUCAUUUAUUAUUGUGUUUAAGGCAAAAUAAUACAUUUGAUGUAGUAUUUGUCAGUUCUUAGUAGUGCACACUUUAUAAAGCUGGAAAAUGUUUAGACUAUUUCCAGUCUUUAAGCUUAACAUGCUUUGUCAUGGUGAUGAAUUGUUGGACAUACAUUUAAAAUGGAAAGAAAAACUCAAUAAAAAUUAAAAUAUAAAAUCUAACACAGAGUAAAACGGCAUGUAAACUAACUUGAAUUUUCCGUUGCUUUUGUCUGUGUGUAAGCAUGUGAAAAUCUUUCAGGUCACUUGAAGAAAUAACAACAAACCAGGCUGACAUCUGCUUCCCAAAGAGUGAGACACACAUGUGUAUUCCCAAAAGGCCAUACAAAAUCUUGCUUAUGGACAGAAUAUUAUUCUGCUUGCAUCUAGUCUUCAUUUAUUUAUGUCUCUCCAAUGAGCAGCCAGCAAAUCCAAGUUAAAAAUGCCUUGUUUUGAAAGAAAUGCCACUUUGAUGGGAACUUAUAUUUCAGCUUAAUGUCCUCUCCAACAUUUCCUGGUAACUUUUUUCUUCAGUAAAAACAACUGGUUUUAAAUUUCCCAGUUAUUUCAUCUGCUCUUUAAAUAUCCUACAAAAUAUAAUUCACUCACUAAACUGAAGCCUGAGGAAGCUAUCCAAAAUGGCUGUUCUACGAGUAAGAUUCACUAAAACCCAGAGGGACAGGCUUGCCCAGGUGCUUUGGUUGCUGAACUGGAUUUCGGUGGUGACGGGCCUCAUUCUGUUCAGUCUGGGCCUUUUCCUAAAAGUGGAGAUCAACAAGAGGAGGGAGCUAAUGGCUAAACAGGAAGUUCAUUCUGUACCGGAUAUGCUAAUUGCAGUGGGGCUGAUAGCUUGUGUGAUAAAUUUUGUUGGAGGAAAGAUCUGCUAUGACUGUGUAGACACCAACAAGUUCUUGCGGUGGAAGCUUGUGAUGCUCCCUUAUAUAAUUUGCACAUUCUUCUUCACCCUAUGUGUGCUGGUCGGCGCACUAAUGUGCUACACCAUGCAUGGGGAACUGAAGGAGUCCCUAGCACUGGGCCUACAAGAUGCUAUACGCUACUAUAAAGAUACAGACACCCCAGGCCGUUGCUUUCUUAAAAGCACUGUUGACCUGCUGCAGAUCCAGUUCCAGUGUUGCGGUAAUGCAGGCCACAGGGACUGGUUCCAGAUUCAGUGGAUCAGCACUCGCUACCUGGACAUGUCCAAGCGAGAAGUGGUGGACCGUUUACGCAGCAAUGUGGAAGGAAAGUACCUGGUUGAUGGAGUACCUUUCAGCUGCUGUAACAUCAACUCACCUCGACCAUGCAUUCAGUAUCAAAUCACCAACAACUCAGCCCACUUUAACUACGACUACCAGACAGAGGAGCUCAACUUAUGGAAUAAAGGCUGUCACCAGGCUUUGGUGGAGUACUUCACCUAUAUAAUGCACUCAAUCGGCCUUAUUGUGCUUCUCAUCUGGCUCUUUGAGCUCUCUGUGCUCACUGGUGUCCGGUACUUGCAAACUGCCCUGGAGAACGUGCUGCUUCAAGGAGACCCCGAGUCUGAAUCAGAAGGAUGGCUGCUGGAGAACAGCUUUGCGGAGACUGCACGCUCUAGCUUCAACAUCAUAAAAAACCUGGGCAAGUGCAAUCAGAUUGAGGCUGAAAAUGGGGACCCCAAUGUAAACAGGCCAUGCACAGCACACUAUGGUCCUGAUAACGUACCUCCAAAGCAAAUGCCUGUGGUCAGUUAACCUUAUCCCAGUGCAGCUCUGUGCAUUUGUCCAAACUAUCAAAAUCAGACUGAACACCUUAGAAAAGUUUCUCCAUUCUUAUAAAAGUCCUACGAAACAGGGAAAUUAUUUUUUUAACCCUCUGACUGGACUUGGGCAGUGUGCAAACAGGUAGCAUACAGACACUUUUAUUAUAUUCAGUGGAUAAUAGGUGAGCAGAGAGCUUACACUCACACCAGUGAUACAGGACCAUGUCUAAACAUGAGCUAUAAAUAAUGACUGCACAGAACAGCCUAACUUAUUGAAGACUCACUCUGAAACAGAGUAAGUAUAAAGCAACUCAUCAUGAGACUCGAUGCUACAUAAAGUCUUACAUUCACUCUGUGAUCACACUCCUACUAUUUGAGUGAUUUUCAGAAUGCCUCCUGUUGUAUGAUUUUUUUUUAUGUUGUUCCUUGCUUGCUUUAGAUUUUAGCUGCUGCUUUCAGUCUUAUAAUUCACGAACAAGGUAGAUGCACUGUGUUAGUGUGAAUUCAGCAUGAUUUAUUAAUUAGAACAGCAGAAUUAAUUGUAUUAAUUCUCAAACGUGUGCCUUCACCUCAGUGGUGAACUAGGAAUGCUGGUGAGAUACUACCUCCAAAGCCUCUUUUUAAUACCCAAGUUUAAAUACUAUAACACUGAAUGAAAUAUACUGCACUACUUGAAUCAUUUAAAAAAAAAUAAAAAAUUUUAAAAGUGAUUUAAGCUACAGGGCAAUUACCUUGAUUGGUUUCUGUGGAAGAGAUAAGAAAUGUCAUUGGGAAUUUUAAUCCAUAAGCUUUCCUUAUUUUAGUGUACAACACUUUGGGAGAAAUGUCAGUAAAAUAUAUCUAGAACUGUACAACAUGAACAUGCCAGUGACAGAUAAUUAGAUUUAAGUAUGGAUGAAAUCCAGAGGAAGAGACCUAUGAGAUCAAUUAAAUAAUGAAAAUGCAGCAUCAUGUGAGAUAAGGGAACGUUCUGAAGAUUUCAUUUGUCACAUAUACUGAAGUUAAUGUAAGGCUGGAAUGCUUUUGUGUUGUAAAUUGUUACCCUGCUGAAAACCAGAGUUUAAAAAAAUGUAAAACACUGAUGUGUGUGCAGUCUUAAUGAAUAGCUGGAUUUAAAGGUUAAUAUUCUUUUUUUUGACAGUGGCUCUACAGACCAAUCAACUGUUUUUUUUUUUUUUUAAUGGUAACCAAUCCUGCUGAAUCCUGUUGUCAGACAUCUGAUGUUAGCUAAGGCAUGUAAUUUUGAAAUUCUUAUGUGACCCAAAAUGCAAGAUGAUAGUGUAAAGGACCAGGAAACUAAGCAUGAAUAAUAUACAGUUGGAAAUUUAGUUACCUUUCACAUAGUGUUUUCAGAAAC